AUGGGUUGUAUAUCGACGAAGAAAAAGACACUUACUCCCCCCCCCUCCGUGAGUGAACAAAAAAAUUUUGUUCAUCACGGAGGGGGGGUUAAUUUUUUUUUUUUAAAAAAAUUUAUAUUUAAAUUUUAUAAAAAAUUUUUUUUUCGAAAUUUUAAAAAAAUCCUAAUCCGCAAAAAUUGGAAAGCAAAUAUUAAUUUAAUUUAUAAAAUUUAUGUUUUAAAAAGCAAUUCGUUUAAAAUUAAACAGAAUUAGCUCUAGAUUUCAUUAUAAUAAUUAUCACUUAUAUAUCAAAAUUUUUUCCAUAAAACAUUUUUGUAUUAAAAAAAAUUUUUGUUCACUCACGGAGGGCGGGUUUUUGGGCAAAAAAUAGCGAUUUUUCUAAUAGUUUUGUUCACUCACGGAGGGAGGGGGAGUUAGCACCUAUCUUGAUAAUAUUCAGCAACUUAAAAUUCGUCCUGAACUUUUCGUUACAGAGAGUCAAGACAAAUUUUCAAAUGAAUACGAAAUCACUAGCUCCCCCCACCAUGAGCGAGCAAAACCAUUGGAAAAAAUCCCUAUUUCUGACCAAAAUCCGCCCUCUGUGAAUAAAAAUUUUUUAAUAAAAAAAUGUUUUAUGGAAAAAAAAUUUGAUAUAUAAGUGAUAAUUAUUAUCAUGAAGUCUCGAGCUAACUCUAACAAAUUGCGUCAAAAACAUAAAUUUUACAAAUUGAAUUAAUUUUUGCUUUCUAAUUUUUGCGAAGUCGGAUUUUUUUUUAAAUUUUGAAAAAAAUUUUAUUCAUGAAAUUUAUAUCAAUUUUUUUUUAAAAAAAAAAAUUAACCCUCCGUGAGCGAACAAGAUAUUUUUGCUCGCUGACGGAGAGAGGGGGAGUAAAGAGUUGGGCAAAGGUGCAUUUUCAAAGGUCUACCAAUGUUUGGAUAAACUCACAGGAAAUACCUGCGCAGUCAAAAUGAUAACAAAAAAAGAGCUGAGCCAAGAAAUGCUAACAUCGACAAACAAGCUACAAGAAAUCCAAGUUUUGAAGACUUUAGAUCAUCCUAACAUUUUAAAGGUUUUUCAGAUAUUUGAAGAUAAAAAAUACUUCUAUAUUGUCAUGGAAUUCUGUGCUGGAGGAGAGCUAUUUAAUAAAAUCACUUCAAAAGGCCAUUUUAGCGAAAGAGAAACAGCACAUAUCAUAUAUCAAUUAUUAUCAGCCGUAACCUACUGCCACUCCAAAAACAUAAUCCAUAGGGACCUGAAGCCUGAAAAUAUUUUAUUAGAAGAAGUUAAUGGGGAACUCACGAUAAAAGUCGCUGAUUUUGGCAGUUCUGUAUUUUUUAGUAAAAAUAAAAUAAAAGGAUGCUUUGGAUCAGUAUAUUAUAUAGCGCCAGAAGUAUUAGAAAACUCCUAUAAUGAGCUCUGCGAUGAGUGGAGCUGCGGGGUUAUUUUGUAUAUAUUACUCACUCCCCCCCUCCGUGAGUGAACAAAACUAUUAGAAAAAAUCGCUAUUUUUUUGCCCAAAAACCCGCCCUCCGUGAGUGAACAAAAAUUUUUUUAAUACAAAAAUGUUUUAUGGAAAAAAAUUUUGAUAUAUAAGUGAUAAUUAGUAUAAUGAAAUCUAGAGCUAAUUCUGUUUAAUUUUAAACGAAUUGCUUUUUAAAAAACAUAAAUUUUAUAAAUUAAAUUAAUAUUUGCUUUCCAAUUUUUGCGAAUUAGGAUUUUUUUAAAUUUCGAAAAAAAAAUUUUUAUAAAAUUUAAAUAUAAAUUUUUUUAAAAACAAAAAAUUAACCCCUCCGUGAGUGAACAAAAUUUUUUUAUUCACUCACGGAGGGGGGGAGUCAGCGGAAAGCCGCCUUUUGGUGGAAAAAGUGAAGCCGAAAUUUUGCAUAAUAUUAAGUAUGGGAUCGUUAUGACCGAAGGACCACAUUUCAGCAGGAUCUCGGAAGGUGCUAAAGACCUUAUUAAAAAACUAGUCGAAAGAGAUACAUCGAAACGGUUAACAGCUCAAGAAGCCCUUAGCCAUAAUUGGCUUCAGUCUUAUAGAUCAUUAGAGUUUCCUAGCACUGAACAAAUUUCUAAUAUUUUUUCGCAGCUAAGCUCAUUUAAUGCUUCAGUCAAACUUAGGAGCGCAAUUUUUACGUUUAUCACUACUCACUUGGUAACACAAGAGGAAAAGCGUGAACUGCAGAAAUCAUUCAGAAUGCUUGACCAAAAUGGUGAUGGCAGAGUCAGCAAAAACGAACUAUUGACGAUAUAUAAAGAGGUCAUAGGAGGAAUGGACAGUGAUGCUAUUGUUGAUCGAAUUAUGAAAAAUGUUGAUACUGAUGGUAGUGGAUUUAUUGAUUAUACCGAGUUUAUCCAGGCAACUUUAAACCAUGAAAUACUCUUUUCGAAAAAGAACCUUGAAAUGGCCUUCAGGGUCUUUGAUAAAGAUGGAAGUGGGACUAUAACAACUGACGAGUUAAGGACAAUGCUCAGUGGAGGAAAAAUGUCAAGUAAUUCAGUUUGGGAAAGUAUUAUAAGAGAAGUAGACCAGAAUGGAGACGGAGAAAUUGACUUAAAAGAAUUCACAGAGUUAGUGUUAGAAAAAAUGUAA
Messenger RNA from Blepharisma stoltei, 2573 nucleotides. The record is from the annotation of a GenBank genome assembly. Lineage: Eukaryota; Ciliophora; Heterotrichea; Heterotrichida; Blepharismidae.